AUGUUGACAGCUCAUAUACCAGAACUUGAAGGGCGCCCAAAGAAGAACAGUCACACAUCUAGUAAAGAUAUGAACUGGCAGGAUAUAAGGAGACAUCACCCUAAAAUGUCCCAUAUAAAAGGACAUGAAGGAGACCCUUGCCUUCGUUCAACUGACUGCAUUGAAGGUUAUUGCUGUGCUCGCCAUUUUUGGACCAAAAUCUGCAAACCAGUGCUACGACAAGGGGAAGUUUGCACAAAGAUACGGAAAAAAGGCUCUCAUGGAUUGGAGAUCUUUCAGAGAUGCGACUGUGCUAAGGGCUUGUCUUGCAAAGUAUGGAAAGAUGCCACAUAUUCUUCAAAAUCAAGACUGCACAUUUGCCAGAAAAUAUAA
Staurois parvus is the source of this 372-nucleotide messenger RNA. NCBI's taxonomy places the organism in Eukaryota, Metazoa, Chordata, Amphibia, Anura, Ranidae. The record is from the annotation of a GenBank genome assembly.